Limulus polyphemus (Atlantic horseshoe crab) is the source of this 2031-nucleotide messenger RNA. RefSeq names its product nephrin-like. Gene Ontology annotation, molecular function: protein binding. NCBI's taxonomy places the organism in Eukaryota, Metazoa, Arthropoda, Merostomata, Xiphosura, Limulidae. The transcript has 10 exons. The record is from RefSeq and is a predicted model, not a curated record. Bases 84 to 1679 code for a protein of 531 amino acids.
GAGAAGACAUCUUCUCCGAGUUGAGUUGUCAGGCAUCAAAUACCAAUUAUACAGACCCUGUUCGAAGUUCUGUUAUCCUCGAUAUGAAUUUGAGACCCAUUGAAGUAAAAAUUAUAUCACCUCAGCGACCUCUUUUAGCGAGGGAAAAAACACAAAUAGCGUGUCAGUCUUUUGGUUCGCGACCAGCAGCAAACAUACAUUGGUGGAAAGACAGAAAAAAGCUCACGUCCUUUGCGACAAUGGUAAAAGAGAAAAAUUACACUAUCAGUGAGCUAACGUUUAUACCUGAGAUAGAAGAUAAUGGCCGGUACUUAUCGUGUGAAGCUGAUAACCCUUUACUAACCAACAGAGGCUUAGAAGAUGGGUGGAUACUAAACGUUCACUAUGAUCCACAGGUUACCUUAAAACUGGGCUCAAAUAUUCAACUGGAAACGAUUGCUGAAGGGAAUGACGUGUACUUUGAGUGUCAUGUUCAGGCUAAUCCUUGGGUGGAUGACAUUAUCUGGUUACACGAAGGGAUACCUAUUCGUAACAAACAAGAAGAAGGGAUUAUUAUUAGCAACCAGAGUUUGGUUCUACAGCAUAUAAAGAUUACAUCGAGAGGAAAAUAUCAGUGUAUAGCAUAUAAUAGCCAAGGCUCAGGAAGAAGCAAUAAAAUUGAAAUUAGUCUAAAAUAUAUUCCUGUUUGUUGUGAUCAUCGUGAACAAGUAUAUCGGCUUGCUAAGAAUGAAAGCGCUAUCAUUAGCUGCUGUGUUGAUUCUAAUCCAAGAAAUGUUGACUUUUUUUGGACUUUAAAUAAUUCACAAGAAAUGGUUAACAUACAUUCUUUUUAUGUCAACAAAACAACAAGCGUACUCACGUACAGACCAAGAAGUGAAAUAGAUUAUGGAAUUCUGCUCUGCUGGGCAAAAAACGAUGUUGGUGAGCAAAGGGAGCCAUGCAUAUUUAAUAUUAUAUCCGUAGGAAGGCCUGCUUCCUUGCAGAAUUGCAUCUUAUUCAAUAUCACUGCAAGAGGAUUUGCCGUGCGAUGCAAAGAGGGCUACGACGGGGGACUAAACCAAACCUUUCAUCUAGAGAUUUACAGUUCUUUAAAAGAAAAAAUUUUCCUCAACUUGACUCAAAACAAAUCACCAGCCUUUCUUGCAACAAAUCUUCCCCCUUCCACAUCGUUCAUCGUAACGAUUUACGCUUCGAAUUCUAAAGGAAGAAGCAAUUUGGUUGUAUUAACAGCAAGUACUACUCUAGCUACUCAAGAACUGAAAGGAGAUCCGAAAACAACAACCAUUAGUCCAACAUUAGCUAUUGUAAUUGGUGUUGUAGGAACGCUCAUUGUACUAGCUGUGGCUGUACUGAUCUUUUCAAGAUGUCGUCGGUGCAGAAAAAGUGCAGGUCAUGAAAAAGACAAGCCCCAGAAAACGCAAUCAUGUCCACAAGAAAAUAUCGAUCCGAAUUUUACCAGUAAAAUCAGGUCAGAAGCUAUUACCACUCCAACUGAGUUAUCUCUAGGGAAUGGAAAUAUACCACGACGACGAGAAAUUGAUACAUUCUACGGACUCGAGAUGGAUGAUUUGCCUACACAUAACAUCAACCCAAUCUUCAAAGGAGAAAGUAGCAAUUUAGAAUAUCCACUGGAUAUGUGUGACACAUCAGGAUGGAGUACUACAGUGUCUUCCGUUUGACGUUAGGGAAGAAUCAUGAUCAAUCAUGUAACUGUAAUGUUGUAACAUUUCUUUCUAGAACUGUAAAAUUACAAGUGCCUGCAAUGGGAAGAUUAACAAAAACAAUUGAAUGUUAAUGUGUACAGUUUGUAAGGAUGCGAUUGGAGGAAAUUUUAAUAUUGCCAUUUUGUGUUGUUAAAUAAGAAAAAGGAUAGUGCUUAUAAAUUUAACUGAUAAUAUAUCAGGUUAUUAACAUUUUAAUUAAAUUAGGAAAGCUUAGGUUAUGUUAUUGUAAAUGCGUCGAAUAACACCAACCUAUUCUGAUAUGUUUAACGUAGUCAAAAUAAGACAAUUAAUAUCACGAUGUAUGUAU